AUGCCAGGAGAUGAGUCCAUCAAUUAUACAUCCCCUUACGCUGGAGGAAACUUUUCAUGUAUCACGGGCGACGAUGCUCCUACUUUGCAAUAUGACAAAUUCACCUACCAGAACUUAGGUGCCUUGCAAAGGAAAUUAGGAGGACCUGAAUGUGGAUUGGACCGUUUCCCCUCCAGUGAGUACUGGGAUGAACAGCCUUCUCAAGCAAAAAUUUCUUCCUUGAAAUCCUACUUGAGUGACUAUCAAGAAGUGCCCUCUGCUCAAUUGCCUCAUGGGGUAGCUUUUGGAAUCAAAUUCACUACGUGGAACUUCAACUGUCCAAAAUUCUUGAAAGCACUCCAACAGUAUUUGAAACGUCAGGGUGUCAAUUUCGAGAAGCGAAAGAUUACCCAUGUGUCCCAGGCUUUUGCUCAUGGAACCAAGGUCGUGUUCAAUUGCACCGGUAUUGGUGCAAGGAAACUAGGAGGUGUUGAAGACACAAACGUGUAUCCUACUCGUGGCCAAGUCGUUGUGGUUAAAGCACCCCACAUUAAAGAAAACGCGAUGAGGUGGGGAGCGGACUAUGCGACAUACAUCAUUAAACGGCCUUAUUCACAUGACCAGUUAAUUCUUGGGGGCUUUCUUCAAAAGGACGAUUGGACUGCAGAUACUUUACAAGACCAGACGGAUGAUAUCUUGCAAAGAACAACCAAGUUGUUACCUAAGAUUUUGGCUGCUAAUCCAGGAGGUCCAAACUUUUCUGACUUGGAGAUUCUUCGUGUUGCAGCAGGCUUGCGCCCAAGCAGACAUGGUGGCGCCAGAAUCGAAAAAACAGUUUCAGAAGGUAAAGUGCUCGUGCACAAUUAUGGAGCUAGUGGCUACGGUUAUCAGGCUGGUUUAGGUAUGGCAGCGAAGGCUGUAGGCUUAGCUCUUGGUAGAUCGAAGCUAUAA
Clavispora lusitaniae ATCC 42720 is the source of this 930-nucleotide messenger RNA. It is a transcript of the gene IFG3, whose product is annotated as Ifg3p. Gene Ontology annotation, cellular component: cytoplasm. Lineage: Eukaryota; Fungi; Ascomycota; Pichiomycetes; Serinales; Metschnikowiaceae. Gene Ontology annotation, biological process: D-amino acid catabolic process. Gene Ontology annotation, molecular function: FAD binding; D-amino-acid oxidase activity. The record is from RefSeq and is a predicted model, not a curated record.